Molecule: messenger RNA, 14584 nt
Organism: Spirodela intermedia
Lineage: Eukaryota; Viridiplantae; Streptophyta; Magnoliopsida; Alismatales; Araceae
Source: the annotation of a GenBank genome assembly
AUGCGUGGAGCAGGAGGAGGGAGUGCCGGGGGAGGGCGGUGGAGGACGCCAUUGCAGAGGGGCAGCGGCGGCGGCGGUGGCGGAGGAGGAGGAAGGAGAAGAGUGAUCUUUAACAAGGAGGAGGGGUUAAGAAGGGGCGAUGGAGAGAGGGAGGGAUAGGCUGCGCUCGGCGUGGCCAAUUGGGGGCCUCGUAGGUAUCCCCCAUCAGGAACCGUCCAUUCCAUGGACUCAAUGGGGGGGAAGGGGCCCCAUUCCCGCUUCCCCCCCCCCCCCCCCCAUUCCAUGGACACUAAUUAUUUUUGCUGGAUUUCACCACACCAGUCAACGGGAAAAAAACCCUUUUUUAAUCUUCGAAAGGUGUAUUUUUUUGCUUUUUUAAUGAGGGAGUAUCCGAAGGCAGUUCAAUGCCUUCGAAUUGUAUAAAAAAAACAUUGGGCUAAGCUCAUGUUAGGUUUAUUUUUCGCGUAAGAUCAAUAAAGUCAACGCCCUCUGCUGACACCCGGGGGGGGGGGGGGGGGGUGAAUUGACUGAUAUUCGUUCUGGCCGAAAGAGGUGACAUAUGAUUAGUGGAUGACAAUUCCACCGUUGACAUCCAAAGAGGGACGACGCCAGACCAGUUACCGCUCUCGGUCAGCGGGCAUGCCCCGCGUCUGGUUUCUCCAUGGGGAACGCCCGUAAUCCUCACCAGCAACUAGCACCCGCUGUUCUGUUAUGUGUUUUGAUCCAUCAAACACAUCAUUCGGUUGGGAGAACAACGCGAUUUUCUAUAAAAAUCAGGUUUUUCUGAAUUUUUGUAUCUAUCUUAAAUAAUGCAACAUAUUGUAUGUAUAAUAAGAGAAAAUUCGAAAUUCGGGCGGUGGGCGUCUUAGAUGAUCCGAGAUGAGGACGAUCCGGAUAAUUAUACCGUCUAUAUUAUUUAAAUGUACAUCAUGUGGAGUAGCGAUUUGCGAUUAUAAGAAAAAUAAUGGAACUCACAAGGCUUGCGCAGCUGAGUUCGAGCUAACCAACAAGCGAUAGAGAGAGAGAGAGGGAGAGUUAAUAGUUUGAACUGUCUACAGUGUAAAGGACUGGUCGAAGCACCGGUUUAACUCGUAGAAGAUAAUUCACGUAGGUUACAGUCAAUAGUCAACGCCAUUAUUAGUUUCCUUUGCUCCAAACAGCUCGUGGGCAGUUGAAAAACCCAGCUUUUAAGUCUGCAACAAACGCACCGACAAAGCCCCCUCAACCCGCCCGCAGGUCCACACCCGAUUUCUCUAAGCCGGGUUGAAAAUAUCAGGACUCAGGUUAACACCUCCCCCCCCUCUCUCUCUCUCUCUCUCUCUCUCUCUCUCGCAAGCUUAUGGCAUGGGAGGACUGUUCUUUGAGAGGGGGGGAGGGGGUUCGAUGAAGGGUGGGUUGAAGAGUCUGAGGUCAGGAGGGCAGCCAUGCCACUGGCGGCUUCUGGGCUGGUGUUGUUAACGCUUGGGAUAAUGAUGUCCGGGGAGAUGAGCCUCACAAACUCUCUCAGCUCAGUGAAGCUGGAAUGCUCGCUGUAGGGGACUUCAUACCUGAAGAAAUCAGAUAUCAGAUCAGUAAUUAGGAGAUCUUACAGCAAAACAUGCAGAUCUAAACGAUUACAAGGAAGCGAGGAAGAGAGGGAGAGAUGAGUCUUUCUAUGAUGAGUUGACCUGAUAAUGGUUCCCUGCUGCCACCUCGUCCCAAGAGCCUUGUUCUUCUUCUUCUUCCCCUUCCCAUAGCUCCACCCAGUAGGGGAGAAGGCGACCAUCAGAUCGAAGCGGUUCUAUAACAAGAGCAUAAAAAGAUUAUGAGCACCGAUCAUCGUCGUCGAAUUAUUUGUAGUCAUCGAAUUCUCUGAGAAGCUGACUCACAGAAUAAUGUUUCCAUAAAUGGUUCAUCCGCUUGAAGCUCGCGAUUGUCCACAUGGGCACGACGUGGACGUGGCUCUCCAUCUCAUUCUCUGUAAGCCAAUCCAUGUCCUCCUGGGGAAGCCCCAGGCACUCCAGCAGCCUCAGCUUCGCUGCCCCAACGUACACCUUCUUCCUCAAGACCCGGGCAAUCUCCAGGAAUAUCCUCUCCUUUCCUGCACUUGAAAUGGAGAUAGUAGCAUCAGUAACUUAAUAUAUCACUCUUAGAGGCUAUCCCUACUGCACUCAUAGUAGCAUCAAUUCAUUUUUUCUUGCGACAAGUAAUUGAUGCAUAUGGAGAGAGAGAUACCGAUUGUGUAGCUACCGAUCAGGAAGAGGGUUUUGGGAUUGAAAGCUUCAGCUUGAAUGGCCUCGACUAUGAACUGUACGACGGCGUCCUGCCUCGGGAAAUCAUACUGUAGGAAAUAAUAAGAAUCUAUGGUCAAGUCUCCGAGAUGUAGAGCCCAAGCUGAUAUGAGUUGCUUACUUGGGGAUUGCAGUAGGUCGUAUCAAGUAUGAGAGUGUGGAUACGGCAAGAUCUCAGAAUAGGACAUCUGCCCAGGUCCUCGCAAUAUCGGAAGUCUCCAGUGUGCAACACUGGCUGAAACCAACAAUCAGAUGAUUCAGAUUCCAAGAAAAACCAAUAAUCAUGAUACGAAUGGGAAAUCAUGUGGGGAAAGGUGAUGGGCCCUCACCUUGCCAUUAGGGGGCUCAAAGAGGAUGAUUAUAGAACCUGGGCAAUGAUUUGCAUCCACACAUGUCACCUCGACACCAGAAAUAUUAAUCCUCUCGUUGAGAGGUAGAACAUGUAGGAUGUUCCAGUCAAUGCCGAUCUUGGAAUUCAAGAGGCGGGCGGUGAUUGAGGAGCAAUAUAUCUUCCCGUGGCGGAAGCUCCUGGUAAGCCCUUGAUAAUCUGCGAGAAAAAUAAUCAUAACUAAACCUUAAGAAAUCUUAUUUACUGCCACUUUGUUUCUAUGUUCUUUGCUGUUCUAUAGUAAUUUUAUACGAGUGAUUCCCUGGUUAUACUAGCAAGUCCUAAUGUUUGAGACUAGAAAGAUUUUGACUUUCUUGCGAGUCUGGUUCUCUUUUACUUCCAAAUUACUAGUUCUCGAUGGAAACUUACGAUCCAGAUGGAAGUGUGUGAGGAACCAAUGUGAGCAAUCUCCCCAAAGAUAACGGAAUGCAUCCUGUUCACAAACGAAAAGAUUCUGUUAGAACCCUCCGAUCCAAGAUCUGCAUAAAAAUGUUGAGAAAUUUUCAGGGUUUUUCUGCAAGCGACUGAACACAACAGAUCCCAUGUGAGGCAUUCAAACUGUAGAAUUCAUCAAAAUGCACAGGAAAGAUGAGGAGAAUUCUCUGCUCAAACCUCAAAUAAGCUAAUCAAGUGAAGGAAGUUACACAUGUGGGAGAUCAACUCAUUACGAUACCCACGUGUAUAUCUAUAUCUAUAUAAAUAUAUAUCUAGCUAUAUAUAUAUAUAUAUAUAUAUAUAUAUAUAUAUAUAUAUAUAGAGAGAGAGAGAGAGAGAGAGAGGCCGUCUAGAAGUUCAGCCGAUUAGCAGGGAAUCAUAUUCUUCCCCCAAAAGAGUACUUGUAGAAAAUUCUAUUAACCGAGAAAAAAUAAAGGAUUAAUUGAAAAUGAAGGACUUCUUGUACCACUCGGAAAGGUGUUCCUGGGAUGCAACACCAAGCGGGAAUAUCUUGAUAUCUUAAACUGCUUCUGUGACCCCUCCUUCCGGUCUCCUUGUUGGCCCUCUCGACCUUCCUUGGAGGCUUGGUGGCGCCACAAUCUGGAGGUGCUUCAGGGACGGUCUGACAUCUGCUUUGGACAGGUCUGGGACCCCGAAAAAACUCUGUAAUCAGUUUGUUCCCACCAAAUUGCUUCGCCUUGUCGCUAGAAUUUGCAUUAGAAAUGCCUGAUCCUGUGGUUCCGCUAUGACUAUUUCCUCGCAUCCCAUUGAGAGCAUGCACAAUCCUCUUCCCUGGACCAAGGGCGUCGAUGCCCAGAUUGAGCAGAUCCUGGAAGGAGUUGACGCUGGUCAAAUUCAACUCAGAAAAAUAUCACUUUUGCAGAAAAAUAUGACCUUGGGAUUAUCAUCCCAGAAGAAUAUAGACUGAAAAAUGAUGCGGCAACAGGUGUCGUUGAUGCAAGUUUGCUGCUUUUCUUGGAGCAAACAGAAUAAAUAGAAUCGCAACUGAUGACAAGAUAAUAUGUUAUGGUACCUCCUCUGUUAAACAUUGAAGGGUGUCCCAAUCGAUCUCCUCUCUGACAAAUACUUCUUCGUACCUGGAUAAACCCAAAGUCUUCAACCACUGAAUCAAUGGAGUGCUGUCGACGGCUGGCUUAUCUGAAGAUGGGUUUCUUUCUUUGGAGGAAACCGUCACCUGCGAGAGCAAGAUUCUGCUAAAUGAGAGCAUAAUUAUAGUAAGAUAAGCCAUGAGAAUUGUUUUCACGACAGCGUAUUAUUGUGGCAUGAAAUGUACAAUAAAUUGAAAGCCAAGUAUAGAUUAGCAAGCAUAUUUUCCGAUCAAAGAAAUCAUUCUUGAUGCAAAGAAAGUAUGGAAAUUGAUCAUGAUUUUCUGUUUGGGAAUCCAAUGUAGCAGUUUCAGUGCAUGCAAACGGGGCGGAAAAGAACGAGGGAGGUGGUGAGGAGACUUUGCCUUCGCCUGUUCUUCUCUGUCUAGGCAAAGAUUCGUGUGGGCAAUCCGCAGCUGCUCCCCCAGCUCUGUAAUAUCCGUCCCGCAAAUAGGACACUCCACCAAAGUUCCAGAGGCAUUCCCCUUUUCAAAGGGGAUCCCAUAAUCCAGAUUUCCUCCUUCAUCCAAUUCCGAGCACAGAUUCAUCAGCUCCUUUAGCUGGGUUCCUGCCUCAAUGUCCUCACUCAGAUCUUCUCCUUGGCAGUCGUCCACCAUCCCUUCACCGCCACCCAAGCAAGGCCCUAAUAACCUGACCUCGAUUGGUAUGCAGCAGUAACUCUCCUUCUGCGCUGAACAUGUCUCCCUCUCCCUGCCGCCGUCGAUUUCUCUAGCUUGACUCGAUCUUGCUUCCGAUGAUUCUUCAACGGCUUCUUCAGUUAAAACCAGUUUACUGGUAUUUGGCUCUCUGGAAUCGCCGCCAUUCCCUCCACGCCAACCAAGUCCCGUAGAUUUCCCCGGGGGGACACCAUUGAUCCUUUUUACCUCUCCCACUUUAGCAAUCUCGUGAAACGCACAAGAAUCCACGGACGGAUUUCCGAGAGUUUCUGCGGCACGAUGUGGAGUUGGAUUCACCUCCGCUUUAUCACCCAUGGCGGCGCUGAGUUGACGCUGAAUCUUCCGUGAGACCUCCCUGUUCUCCUUCCCCCCGACAGCGGGGGCGACCUUCACCCUCUUCCUGGGGCGAUUGGCGCCAUUGGAUGGUCCAAGGGGCAGUGAGCCGGAGGAUUCCCUUCUCCCUCUUGAGGCACCCUUGACGGACCAGGGGACGAGGCGCUUGGCGAGGGAGAUGUAGCCGACUGGCUCCUGGAAGUCGUCGUCGUCGUCGUCGCCCCCCAUAGCGAAGGCUACCGCAGGGCUCCGCCUCUCCUCCUCCUCCGGUGUUUCGGCAACGGCGAGCGCUCCUCGUCCUCUCCUCCCAUCUCCGUUUGAAAUGAAAUCGUUGGAGGGAAAGGCGACAAACACCCGACGUACUUCCCCUGCUCUUCCCCAGUUUGUACCGCCGCCAUCCGACUACCCAUUCGGAAAACGCCACACCACCCCCGAUGAAAACAUGCGGAGUCCCCACAUAACGCCGCCACGCAGGUCCCACGCAAGUAGCGGGUUGCAACUGCGGGCUCAUCUGUAUUUCAUGCUCUGUGAACUCUGAAUGUGCAUAACUCACGAGAGAGUAUGAGGAAACCCACCCCCUUUCUUCCCGUCACCAUAACCAGGGAGGAGGAGGAGGAGGAGGAGGAGGAAGAAGAAGAAGAAGAAGAAGAUCAAUCAUGGCGAAUUCCUCACCAGCCGGCCCGUCUCAUCAUAACGGUCCAAACCAGGACAGGGCUCGGGGGAGAUGGGCCCAAUGGCCCGCCCCUGUAUGAAGGCGCACUCAAAGGCAUCCUUCUUCUUCUUGUCGACCAUGCCGAUCUCCACGUCUCGGAAGGUGACGCCCUUCACUGGGAUCUCCUGGGUGCCCUGAAUUCUGACUGGGGCCCGCACCCGGCGGCCACGUAUCCCCAUGUAGGUGACGUUGCAGAGCUCAGGGAAGGCCUUGGGGUCAAAGCCUUCAUCCGCGUGCUCGUUGUAGUUGGUCUUGAUCACAAUUCCCACACGGACAUCUUCUAAGGUCACGUUCUGGUAGGUGAUGUUGCGGACAUAGCCGCCUCGUCCCGCGGCGGUCUUGAUCCUCAGGCCCCUCCUGGAGCUCCACACCGUGACGUUCUCCACGGUGACGCCGGAGACCCCGCCGGACAUCUCGCUGCCGAUCGAUAUCCCGGCGCUGCAAGGAGGAGAUGGGAGGAUCGUAUCAUUGAGGAGGGGGUUGACUUUUGAUGCUGGCAGCUGGUCAUGGAUUGAUGAUGGCGAUCUUGGAUUCUCAGGGGAAGAAAGGUUUGGAAGUGCUCGACUGUAGAAGUAUAUUGCAGAUUGCGUUUGUGGGGAAGAAGAAAAAAACCAUAUUUCAAGGGGAUACUGAAGAUGGCGAAGAAAACCAUCACAGGCACAUGAUCCGACGGAAGAAAUUAGGAAUAAAAUAUAUUCCUUUGGCCAUAAAUUGCUUCCCUGAUUGCAAGAAACAUACAGAAUUCAACAAAUUCCCAGAGGACCCGCCCUCUGAUUGCACCAACUGACGUGAAUCUGGAUAUUCUAUGAAAUUGACUUGCCUGGGAGAGAGUCCAAGAACCUCACCUCACGUUGGAGCGAACAACGAGAUUGCGUAUUAGGAUGUUGGUAGAUGGCCGGCCAUAAGAAAUUCCAUACUGGUCCCAACCGCUCUUUAUUGCUAUUGCAUCAUCCCCCACGCAAAUGUAACAAUUCUCUAUCACUACAUCCUCGGACGAAUCUGCAUAGAGCCAUCUUUUCGUCAAAGAAAGGAACAUACAUAUAUCACAUGCAACCAAUACUACACCUCACUGCUGAGAUCUAGACGAGAUUUUAUGGGCUUAGAGAGAAUUCAGUAAGUUUGGUGCAAUACAAAUUUACAUGGUUGAGUGAAACUUUGCUAGCAGAUGGUUAUAGCCAAAAAGAUGGAAGGGGUUCCUCUUCUACACGGUCAUAUCGAGAAAUAAUCAAGGUAAGAUUGAAAAGAACUCAGAGAGAGAAGAUGAUAAUAAUGUAAAAGCAACCUCAGCUGUAGAAUACUGGUGAAAGCAACUACUAGGCGCCUGAAGUCAAUUAAUCCAUUCUAACCUGGAUCUAUCCCAUCUGUGUUAGGAGCCUGAAACACGGGGGCUAAGAUUGUCACAUUUGAGAUGGUUACAUUCUUGCAGGCAUAUGGAUGGAGCGUCCAGAAAGGAGAGUCACGUAGUGUUAUGUUCGCUAUUACUAUGUUUCUUGACCACAUAAGCUGCACGAGAGGACCCCUCGUGUAGUUGAGUAGUUUACGGUAAUGCUUGGUCCACCAUGAUCUGCCUUGCCCAUUGAUAGUACCAUUUUCCCCUGUAAUGAAAAAAUGAAAAUAUUAUCAUAAAACUCAUCCACAAAGUGAGAGAGUAAGUCUCUGUUCAAAGGACAGACAUGAUAGUGAAGCAAAUUUGUGGAUUCGAUUUGCAUGUCAGUCAAAAGAACCACGAGGAAAAAAGCAUGGAGUGAAGCAAAUUUGUGUGUAGUAGAACAAGAAGAGGUAGAGUUAAAUACCGACCUGUUAUAACAACAUUCACGAGAUUUUGACCGUGUAUCAGACUCCCAUAUCGAGGCCCUCGCUGCUCCCUUCCAUAUCCGUAUGAGGGCAAUGGCGGCAUCAAGGGCCAGUAUUUCUCAUCCUAUCAAAUGUUAUGACACAAGAAUAUUAUUGCAACCUACUUCGAUAAAAAAAAAAUUCAGCUUUUUAUAUCUCAGGCUAUGCAAAACACUAUUAUUUGUUAAAUCAGCAUGGAGUGAUAUGUCAUGGAUCAUAGUCCCUGAAAAUUUUUCAAGCCCAGAACUGUUCACCAGAGUCAUAACUACUUCUUAUGGAAAUAUCAUAUAGCACAUGAUUUUGCGUUCUUGUCGGCUGUAGAGCUAGGAAACUCAGAGUGAAUGACCUGGUGUAGCACACCUUGAUAAAGUACUUGGAAACUAAAAACUUGGAACUGUCGCUCACAGAGAGAAGACUGUUGUGUUCUAGAUGUCAAGAGUUUUGUAACAAAAGGAAUCCUAACUUAUCCACCGAGAUUAUGGGGACGAUCCAUGGCCAAUAAUUGGUAAGAGGCGAAUCUAGGUCCAUGUUCCAAAUUUGGCAGAUGCCAUCGACCAUCACAGUCGAUCACAACUGCGAUGUUUAGAUGAGGAUGCGAUUUCUUACAUGAAAUAUCAAAAUUCCUAACUAUUUUGAUAGCCAAGAGGAUGAAAAACUAAAUUUAGAUGAAAUAAGAAUAAUCAAAGACAUUCUUCAAUUCACAUUAUUUUCUUAAAUUCUGCGUGAGAAGGGAAUUAAAAAAAAGGUAAGGAUAUACUUGACCAAAGAGUAAAGAGACGGUUUUUCCAACAUGCGAGUAAUACCAGGGAGAAAAGUAAUAAAUGAUCCAAUAGUUAGAAAUCGCAGGAACGAGUGAUCCAUUGGCAUCCAUCUUGGAGGGAACCUUCUACGGAGCAUGACUGUUUGAAGGAUACUACUGUUCAGCGUUGCUUGGAGAAUUUAAUAUGAAUCUCGAGCUCCGAACAGUUCAUCCAUGUCACCAUGAAAUAAUUGACUAGCAUUUCACAUAUAACCUGACAUUUUGUCCUUGAAGGUAAUAAAAUCAAUUUCCAAGCGAGUUCAUCUGAUUUAUUGUAUAUUAACCGAUAUGGAGAGAAAAUAAUCAGGAGGAGGAUAUAAUACUCACGUUUAUUCCCAGUAUCUCUGCCCCUUGAGCAAGGAACAGCGUCAUGUUGCUGGUUAGAUUAAAGGGGCCGGUGAGCCACUUCCCGGCCGGCACAUUAAGCUGUCCGCCGCCCUUUCCCCCCAGCAACUUGAUCGCUGCAACGGCGUUCUCGAAUGCUCCCGUAUUCAACGUGAUCCCAUCACCAACACCGCCGAAGUCCGUUAGGUCAAGCGCCCGUGCUCGAAGCGGCGCUGGUCUCGCCGGGGGCGUUAGCCUAAAGAUCCGAAGCCUGUCCACAGAUCCCCCCUGCCAUACGAACACCGACGCCAGUCCUACAAUCCACAGCGCCGCAAGCAUCGUCUUGUACGAAGAAACUAACCCCAAGAUCCAUAGGUUGUGAAAGUGGAAUCUCCCGCUCGGCGAAGACGGCAACGUGUCCGACAUGAUGAAAUUUGGGAUAAUACGUUCAGCUAAAGGAUCCAGUUUCCACAGGAAACAAGAAAUCUCCACGAGCUGGAUCCAAUUGCCGUGGUUGGAACGGGGAUCCCGGGAGGAGGGGAUCGCGAUUCCAGAGCAUCAGUUACGGAAGAGGAAGACAAUCUUUAAGCACGGCAGGAAUGGAGUAGCUUGCAAGGGGAAGCCGGAGUAGAGAUGUGUUCGGUAGCGUCUCCACCCAUCACUCGCCAUUUCAAACCUGCUACGGCCGGCGCGCCCCCCGCCCCUCCCCCCCACCACUUAGCGGAAGAAACAGAAGACUUCCCAAAGGGGAAGACGACUCUGAACUACUUUGUUUCAUUUAAGCCAUCCAUUAGUUCAAAGUUGUCUAAAUUACCCACGCAUAAUGACAUUUGCUCGGGCAUCCCAUCAGUUUGUAGGACCCACUUGGGGCGACUCGCCCCCUACAUUUUCUGUAUAAAAAAGUAUUAACGAAACUUUCAACAUAAUAGUUUAUUUCGAAGAGUAGGAGUCGGUGUACGUACGUCCGUGGGGCGGAAGGUCAGAGUAGAACGUUGACUUUUUCAUCCCCCCAACUGCUAAUCCUAACUUAUGCGCAUUCAUUCUAGCAAAAAUAAUUGUAGUAUAGGACAGUAUUUUAUUGCAUCGUCGAUCGAUUACAUUGGAAACGUGGCGGCAUGUGAUUAGACGUAUCCGCGGAACCGCUCGCAGCUCCGUCCACGUACCCUCAAAGGAGGGCCUUUCUGUCUACACAGCGUUGUUCUGGUCGUUACCUGAUGAGGUGACGUCACCGACGGUUCUGAGAUUACGGACCCAGACGGCAAUUGGGCUGGCGUGGGGAGCCAGCUGGCCACUCCCAGUUCGCCUUGCGGGUCCCUUUUCGCCGGAGGAUUUUUGCCUAAAGUCUCCUGAAAGCUACCACCCAUGCAUAAAACUCUUGAAUGUUUCCCAAAAAAAUAUUUCCGGGUGAAAUAGUCGUUGUUCAAAUAAAUAAUAGUAUUUUGAGGGUAUUUAUGAAAAGACGUUAAUAUGAGGGGGUAAGAAGGGGAAAAAUAUUACAAGAGUGGGCACUCUCCUGCAAACUUGGCGGUUUCUUUCCAGAUCCUUCCUAAGACUACUGCCCCCCCCCCCCCUUCCCUUAUCUCCUUGCCUCCGACUUGGACUAUUCAGCCCACGCCGGAAUGGACGGCUGGGAUGGAGAGGAGGCGGCGCCGCCUUCCGCCGCCGGGCUAGCGCCGCCGAUAGAAGUGAUGGCUGCGGAGAUGCUGAUUCUGCGGCGGGACGCCGGCGCACCGGCGGAGCUCGGCGGAAGGGUGCUCUUCGACGGCGGAGACCGCGGCGACGCCGAUCGAUACCUCCGUGCCGUGGACGAGAUCCGGCGAUACUUGGAGGUCGCCGGCGGGAGCGGCGCUAGCCCGCAGCUGGCGGCUGCGAUCCAGGUGGCUAUGGCGCGGCUGGAGGACGAGUUCAGGAGCAUCCUGGUGACGCGGGUCAACGCCGUGGAGAUCGACUCGCUGGCUGCCAAUCUGAGCCUGGCUUCUCUGUCGUUGGCGGACUUCUCGACGGAAGGUAGCGGAGGGGUGAGUGAGAGUUAUUUCGGGGAAGACAGCGCGGAGGUGGAGGAAGAGGGCGCGGAGGGGAGCAGUUUCCACUAUGGGGAAACGAUCAGCAGGACCUCUACUACGACGAGCAAUAACAGCUACCGGUUUGGGAGCAGCAUCCGGGAGGUCGAUCUGUUGCCAGAUGACGCGAUUGAGGACCUCCGGAGCAUUGCGGAGCGGAUGGUGGCUUCAGGCUACGCCCGGGAAUGCUUCCAGGUCCACGGGAGCGUACGCAAGGCGGCGGUGGACCGCAGCCUCUGUCAGCUCGGCGUUGAGAGGAUCAGCAUCGGCGACGUGCAGCGGCUAGAUUGGGAGGUUCUGGAGGGGAAGAUCCGGCGGUGGAUCCGUGCUGCCAGGGUCUGCAUCCGCGUGGUCUUCCCUAGCGAGCGGCGUCUGUGGGAUCAGAUAUUCGAGGGGAUCGUCGCCGCCGGUGGGGACGAUUCACCCUUCGUGGAGACAGUGAAGGGCGCGGCGAUCCGGCUUCUAAACUUUGCCGAGGCCAUCAGCAUCAGCCGCCGGACCCCAGAGAAGCUCUUCAAGAUAUUGGAUCUCCACGACGCGCUCUCUGAGCUCCUCCCCGAUGUGGCGUAUGUCUUUCUCCGGCUCCGGGCUUCAGAUCCCAUCCACACCCAAGCGACUGAGAUCGUUCAUCGACUUGCUGAGGCUGCACGGGGGAUACUCUCAGAGUUUGAGAGUGCGGUUCGCCAGGAUCCUUCCCGGAUCCCUGUUCCCGGUGGUACAGUCCACCCGCUGACGAGAUACGUGAUGAACUACACCUCGCUCAUCUCAGAUUACAAGGCCACCCUCACCGAGCUGAUCGUCGCGAUGCCGUCGUCGCCAACUGGUUCCCGGUCUUCAGAGACGUCAGGGGAGGGCGACACUUCGCUCCCCAUGAUGGAGAUGGACGUGCCAGAGGUGGAGGGUCAGUCCCCUCUUUCAGCUCAUGUUACCUGGAUCAUCGUCCUCCUCCAAAGCAAUCUCGAGAGCAAGGCUACGCUCUACAGGGACGGCGCGCUGUCCCACUUCUUCCUCAUGAACAACGUCCACUACAUUGUUCACAAGGUGAGAGGGUAUCCCGAGCUACGGGAGAUGAUCGGAGACGACUAUCUGAAGAGACUGACGGUGAAAUACCAGCAGUCGGCGACUAGCUACCGGAGGUCAACUUGGAAGCGCGUUCUCCAAUGGCUAAGGGAGGAGGGUCUACCAUCGAGUGGGAGCUUCUCUUCAGGCAUCUCCAGGAGCGCGUUGAGGGACCGAUUCAGGGCCUUCAAUUCAGCCUUUGAUGAAGUCCACCGGGCGCAGGCUUUGUGGACUGCACCCGACCCCCAGCUUAGGGAGGAGCUGAAGAUUUCAAUAUCAGAGUUGUUGAUACCUGCUUACCGUGCUUUUCUAGGUAGGUUUCGUCACCACAUUGAGAGUGGGAGACACCCUGAGAUGUAUAUCAAGUACUCGGUCGAAGACCUUGAGGUGGCACUAUCGGAGCUCUUUGAGGGUAGCUCACCUUCACUUCAUAACAGGAGACGAUCCCAUGCAUGAAGAAAAAAGCUGUGUUAUAGUUGCAGACCGCUGGGUACACUAAAUUGUAUUCUUUCAAUCUUUUAAGGGCUUGAUUCAGCAGGGGUAGUUCCAGGUUCAGCAGGACUCGAUUCUUGUACAACAUGGAUGGGUUGCCUCCAUGGAUUUGACUGCGAACAAAAGGGAAGAUAUGUAGGCCGGCUGAAGGCAGUACCUGGAUAGCCCUUUCCUCUGUAAGCAAAUUGAUUUAAUUUCUGGCAUGAACUCGCGCUUUACCUUCACUGUGCUCAUAUAAAAAGCAUGGUUCAGCUUGUUCUUCCUCUUUGGACUUGAGUCGCUCACAUUUGAUGCUCCGGAUGCUAUAACCACUCGCGGAUGAUCUAACUUUAGCACUGUCUUAUGAUCGAUUGAUUGAAGUCCUCUUGAGCGAGGACUUCAAACUUGAUUGAUUGAUUGAUUAAAUCAAUAGAACGAGCGAGGACUCCAAACUUGGUAUGCCACCUUCUGAAUUGGUGACCUCUGAAGCCCCUCCAUCCCAAGUACGGAAUCAUCGUCAAUGCUUCCAGGAUUGAUUUCUGGCAUCGGGGCAGUGCUGCGAGUCUCAUCGCCCAGCCACACUCAUGCUUCUUGAUGUCUCUUCGUAUUUGACUCUAGACUCCUGAGAAUUUGAAUUAUAUGACGAGCAGUUGCCCGCCUGUUAUUAUCCAUCCCUCUUCCAGACUCUUUUGGAAUCGUCGUAAUUCUUUCAUCCCAAAUGCAUCUCUGCAUCGUGGUAUCCGCCCAAGGCAUUGUAAACUUCAUAAAUUUCCAUGCAGAUUCGGUGUGUAUGGACAGAACAUGUUGCGAACCCAACAUCAAAGGACCUCUUCGUCGAUUUUCUUGUGGAAAUUUCAUACUAAUGUGUAGACUUUUCAGGUUUGAGCUCGCCAAAUUGCAGCCGGCUGUGGAAGGGACUGACUGCGCAUGCGCCUACCUAAUCUUCAAUUCAAGACGAAUUCCUACGGGUAGCGUGAAAACUUUGCCAAAUUCUUCCUGCUCAAUGGUCUGUUCAACGGACCCACCCUCUCCAGUGGACAACCGCGAUCUUCUUUCCAAAGCAUAAUUGUUUUAUAUCUGAUAUUAGUUAUUUCUUGGCGCAGCUUUGUUCCGCUGCCUAAUUAGCUGUGGCGAAAUGGAUGAAACAGGGAAGGGGACGUCUUUUCAGCGUAUGCCAUGAACAUCAUCAGGGGAGUCCUGCUGUCCCAGCCCGGCCAUCUUUACCCUACACACAAACAGAGAGAGAGAGAGAGAGAGAGAGAGAGAGGGUGCCACAUGGAUGAUCAACAGAACUGCCACGCGUCACGGAGAGUGGGUCCCACAGCCCCUGACCGUAGCUACCCGGAAAAUGAAAAGGUGAGUUAUGGGCCUUUGGCACUCCGGCUUAUGAUUUAAUUAUGUCGGAAAUUGUAUGCGAGAUAUUUCCCUCUGAGAAGAGCCGCAUGCUGCCCGGAGCAAUGGGCUCCGGGCUUCCCGUGAGACAGCGAUAUAUCGUAAUAGAGACCAUGCGACCUUGCAAAUUAGAGGCAUGAGCGACGCACGGACCAUUUCAAGAAUAAUUUAUCUUUUCAGUCCUGUCGGAACGCAGCCAUGUUGAAUUCAUGCUCGGUGGUAAUAUCAGUUGGGGGGUUAUCCAUUUACCAAAGUUAAACCAUGCAAGUGCAUCAUCACAUUGGGCAAACAAGAAAAAAAAAAAGAAAAAGAAAAAGAAAAAAAACCACAGCUCCUCGCUCCUGGUUCUUCUUUCCCUGCCCAUAAAGAGUCAAGAGCCUCUUCGUUGACAUCUAUCUAGUCUCGCAGAUCCCAUGUACAUGUCAACUCACAACUAGGAGAUCCCGUUUACUUGGGACCGUAGGAGAACACACCAUGGGCAUGGACAUGGACGUGGACAUGGACAUGGACGUGGACAUGGACAUGGACGUGGACAUGGACAUGGACGUGGACAUGGACAUGGACGUGGACGUGGGCAUGGACGUGGACGUGGACAUGGGCAUGGACGUGGACAUGGACAUGGGCAUGGGCAUGGGCAUGGGCAUGGGCAUGGGCAUGGGCAUGGGCAUGGGCAUGGGCAUGGGCAUGGACCUGGACAUGGACAUGGCCAUGGAGGGGGAGCUUAA